AUGCCCUUCUGCGCCGUCCCCGCGCCGCCCAUGUGGCCGGCGUUUGCGCAGGUGCCGCCGAAUGCGGCCAGAGCAGCCGCUCCGCCCGGGUGUUCUUUACACCGCUAUCUUCUUCCCUCGCAAUUCCCAGUUCAUUUUCCAACCCGCCCCCUUCCUCCCUGCUCCCUUCCCGCCCCAUAUUCCAUCCCGCAAUCCACGUCAGCAAUGGCGUCACUUCUCGUACCUGACGUGCUCUACACGUCACUUAGCCUGUUGCUGGAGGAGGCGGUGUCGCCCGUGGGGUGGCAGGCCAACUCGUCGCUGCUGCUGCUGCUGCCGCAGUGCCGCGGGAAUAUGCGCGGCUUCACGGUCAACGCGACGCUUGCCGAUGCUAUCACGCUCCCCGUCCGAGUGGAGUGCGUAGAUGUAGACACGGUGUGGCGGGACACGCAAACGGAUAUCGACUCAGAAGUGUAUGCAGGCCACUAUCAGGCGAAUCCUGAGCAAGCCACUAACGCGUACACAGCAGCCUUUGACUUCCAGGACACGGGCCCGACUCGUUAUAACCCUGUGAUUCAGUAUAACUCGUCGUACAACAACGCCAGUAUCGGCGGCACCCCCGCCACGCUCCUCCGCUUCGCUCGCCUCCUUAACCUCGCCUCAAACGCGUUUAUCAAGUCCUUCCAUAGCGGGGAUGAACUAAACACUGCUUCUGCACCAGCAACAGCACCAACACCAGCAGUAGCACCGGCAGAGAUUCCUUUGCUAUUUGUCAAAGACUUUCCAAAAGUGGAAACCACGUUGGGCGUGGACUUUGUAUCGCUCCUCGGCCCUCUCUUUUACAUGUGGGUGCUGCAGCUGCUCCUGCCAGUGAUGACCGUGGCACUGGUGUACGAGAAGGAGCAGCAGCUGAGGAUAAUGAUGCGCAUGCAUGGGCUCAAGGACGGGCCGUACUGGCUCGUCUCGUACCUCUACUUCCUCCUGCUCUCCCUCGCCUAUAUCUUCUUCCUUGUCGCCUUCGGCUCGCUCAUCCAGCUGAAGUGCUUCACCCUGAACCCCUACGGCCUACAGCUCCUCCUCUACAUCGUGAGCGCUAACACACAGAUCGCACUCGCCAUGCUGCUCUCUACAGCCUUCGCCCACACGCGCCCCGCCACCGCCACCACCUACCUCUACGUCUUCACAUCAGCGCUCCUCGGCCAGUUCCUCUACCGCAAUCUGCUUGAGUCCGGCUCCUACUCAAGUGAGUUUCGUGGAUUUCCUUCCUUUUCUUUGGCGCCUUGCCACACGCACCCCCCCACCGCCGCCACCUACCUCUACGUCUUCACCUCUGCACUGCUCGGCCAGUUCCUCUAUCGCAAUCUGCUCGAGUCCGGCUCUUACUCCUCUACAUUCAUGACUGCUCUACAGCUCUUCCCAGCGGUCAUGCUCAACCACCGGGUAUACGAGUUAACUCUAUCCCUCUCAUUUCCGUUUCCUCUCUCCCUCUCUUCUUCCGCCCCACCUCCUUCCUUCCCUCCCCCAGCCACAUUCAUGACUGCUCUACAGCUCUUCCCAGCAUUCAUGCUCAACAACGGGGUCUACAAUCCUUGGUUUUUGAGUCGACUCAAAAGCAAUCAACAACGGGCCACAUUCAUGACUGCACUGCAACUCUUCCCAGCGUUCGCACUCUACCACGGGGUAUACGAGCUAACACAGUCGUCUUUAAUAGGCUCCUACCAGGCCUCUCAGGGCACUCUCACCUGGGCCACCGCCGCCACCAAUGGUUACCUGACAGGUGUCGUGAUCCUGGCCGUCGAAUGGCUGGUGUUCCUGCUGCUCGCGAUCUACCUGGAUCAGGUGGUUUCGGCGGGUAGUGGGGUGAGGAAGCAUCCUCUCUUCUUCCUCCGCGGGUGCAAGAGCGGCUGCCGGAAGCUUCUUGGCUCGCUUAAGAAGGUGCUGCAAAGCUGCAGGAUUGGAGGGGACGCCCGGGUGCAUGCGGCCUUCCAGGAAGGUUCCUGGAGAAAUGAAGAAGGAAAGGAGUGGAAAGCAGGGGCGGCGGGGAGUGGGAAGGCGGAGUGGGGGGAAGGGGAGGUGGGAGGAGGUGUUGUGGGCGCGGGGCAUGGGACAGACGUGGGGGAAGAAAAGGAGAAGGCGAAAGGGUGUUUGGACCGAUUUGAUGUGGAUCUAGAGGUGAGCGCUGAUGGGGUGAGGUGUGUGAGUAGAGGACUUAUGAGCAGGGACGGCGGGGCGCCCAAGGAGGCAGUGGCCGGCAUGUGGCUGGGGGUGGCGCGAGGGGAGUGCCUGGGCGUGCUAGGGCCGAACGGGGCGGGCAAGACAACAGCGCUGCGCAUGAUGAUGGGGUUUUUGCAGCCCAGUGGGGGGACGGCGAUUAUCGAGGGCAUGGGGAUUGCCGAGGAGAUGGACAGCAUCUAUUCGAUCAUGGGCGUGUGCCCGCAGCACGACCUUCUAUGGGAGCAGCUGACCGGUCGGGAGCACCUCAUGUUCUACGGGCGGCUGAAGAACCUGCGAGGCUCAGCACUAACAUCAGCCGUGGAGGCGUCCUUAUCAGGGGUCCACCUACUGAAAGAGGCCGACAAGCCAGUGCAGCAGUACAGCGGCGGCAUGAAGCGGCGCCUGUCGGUCGCUAUAUCGCUUAUCGGAGAUCCUCUUGUGGUGUACAUGGACGAGCCCAGCACGGGGCUCGACCCCUCGUCCAGGAUGCACCUGUGGAACGUGGUGAAGCGAGCAAAGAAGCACUGUGCAAUCGUGCUCACGACUCACUCAAUGGAGGAAGCAGACGCACUGUGUGACCGGAUGGGCAUAUUCGUGCGGGGGAAGUUCGUUUGUAUAGGAAGUGCACAGGAGCUCACAGCACGGUACGGGGGUCGCUUCAUCUUCACCCUCACCACUCCCGUGGACUACGAAGCUGCAGCUGCACAGCUGGCACUGUCCCUGUCUGUCAACGCUAGGAGAAUAUACAACCUAUCGGGCACCCAAAAGUUUGAGCUGCCCGUGGAAGAUGUGAGGAUAUCUGACGUUUUUGCAGCAGUGCAAGCAGCCAAGGGGACCAUGCCCAUACAGGCAUGGGGACUAACCAACUCUACCUUAGAGGACGUGUUUAUUAAAGUGGCCAGGCAGGCUCAUGCUAAUGUGGUAUAA
This is a messenger RNA of Closterium sp. NIES-65, 3120 nucleotides long. The record is from the annotation of a GenBank genome assembly. NCBI's taxonomy places the organism in Eukaryota, Viridiplantae, Streptophyta, Zygnematophyceae, Desmidiales, Closteriaceae.